AUGUCCAGGAAGCGCGGGCUCGAUGAUGUCUUUUCGGGCCCCGAGAGCGCUGAUGACAACCUCUCGCAUGACGACGGCCGAGCCACGAAGAAAGCCAAGCUCGACAUAACAGCUGAGUUGCAAGCGGACCAGAGCAGGAUUCACAAACCCAUCACCUACCAUCAUCCGAUUCUCGCCAAGCUUGCACCCAUACUAGCAGGUGGCCUGCCAGCAGACAAGAUACGCGAUGCCAUCAAGUCUGAGCUAGUCCCAGCCUCCAAGCCGAAAGAGAACAACACCAUAAAGCUGGAGUGUAUUCAUUGUAAAGAAGUAGAGAACUAUGAAGUGAAAUCACCACCAACCGGCAAAGCGCCUUGGCACUGCACGCUUUACCUGCAGACUUCAAGUUCAGCUCAGAGAACGACACCCUUGCUGAGGAUAUUGCAAGCAACGGGCAUUGAGGGCGACUCUUGCAACCCUUCACGCUAUGACUGGUCACCCACAGAUGCCAAUUCGAGUGAGCUGGCCGCGCAAACAUCACCGAGUGCGGGGUCAACGACCUCAGACAAGAGAGGCUCAGAGUCAAAGCCAAGCCAAGACACAGAAGUGAGAGCGGGGAAUGGUAGACUAGGCUUUCUCAAAUACGCGCCUCCAAUGCGUUUUGUCGGCGAUUACGCGAAGGCAUGGUCUUUUAUUGCCGGGUCUGCUUUUCAGAAUCACCCUUUGGCGAACAUUUUUUCAACGUUUGCAUCAGACAAGACAGAGGUGGACAUGGAGAUGCUCAAGACAAUGACGCGGCCGCAGAAGCAUCAAGUCUAUGCAUGUUCAAAGUCGAUGAUGAAUGGUAUUGACCGUGCUAUGAAGGACCUUAGCAAUGUGUCCAGAAACGUGGAAACAAACAAGAGAAUUGUGGCCAAUUAUGACUUCGCGUGGAUUGAGAGAUCUCAUCUGAUUCCAGAAGAGGCAGACGAGCACACUCGCACGGCAAACACGGCAGGACUUGUCCUGCAGAGCACGCCUCACAACGACUGGGCGACCAAGCUGCGUGUUGCAAAAGUGGGGCCCAUCCCAGGAGUAGAAGGUACUGGGAAUUUCCGUGCAUGGUGGACAUUCACAUUCAGCGGAAGAAAGCUGGAAGAUGCCUCAAAGUGGUGGGAUAUGGCCAACUUCCGUGAACUGCUGAAAGUUACCAGUGAGAUCGAUCAGUCAUCAGAGUCGGGCGCCGUGUACUUCAAAGGAGAUACCAUGAAGGGAGGCUAUAUCAGAGUCGUCUCUGAAGUCGUCUCUUACGGCGUAGCCAUGGCUCCCGCCGAGGGCACAAUGAUGCCAGAGAGUAAGGUCUUCUUGAAAGCGUGCGAGAUGAGGCUUGAUAGGCAGCGCCACCAACAGUACGAGCAAGACGUCAUUGCCAGUGGCACAUCGCUUCAAGACUUCAAAUCUAUGGUUGAGAACCAGCAGGCAGCCACCCAAUCUGGCAAGGCCCCUGUGGCCAGUCCUCAAGCGCCUCCCUCCUCGCAGCUACAACUUGAGCCCGUCUCCGAGCCCGAAGCCUCUACCACACUAUCAGAAGCUCCUACUGAACGCGGAGAAGACCAAGAUGCACUAUCCUUAGUCGAUCCGAAUUCAGCGGCCGCUUUGGCUGAGGCUCAAGGCCAGCACCUCGCAACUCCUGAGACUCACCAAGAUCGACGACAGCGGCUCUCCGAGCCACCAUCAUGGCGGACCGGACAGUUGCAAGAGUCUCCACCUGAUGCACGUUGCGAGGAUCUCUCCAAAGACAGUAUGUCACCGACACCGCCUGCGAGGGGGACUGGGUUUGCCUUGGGACUGCCUGAUCUUCGUUUCUCGAUCGCUCAUGAUAACAAACACGAGGACGAGAAGCAGUCUCGUAAGAAUAUUGAGCCAGGUUCCGACAAGAAGCAAUCUCGAGAGUCAGGUCGCACAAACUUGACCGCUAAGCUUCAAGAGAUGGCGUGGCCAAGGUCGUGA
This is a messenger RNA of Zasmidium cellare ATCC 36951, 1968 nucleotides long. RefSeq lists its product as uncharacterized. Lineage: Eukaryota; Fungi; Ascomycota; Dothideomycetes; Mycosphaerellales; Mycosphaerellaceae. Bases 1 to 1968 code for a protein of 655 amino acids. The record is from RefSeq and is a predicted model, not a curated record. The transcript has a single exon.